AUGGGUUGUUGCAUGUCAUCCGAUCCCGAUCCAGUGAACCAACAUCUUCAUCCACAUGGACACCACCAGUUCCUCAAUAUACAUGAGGCUCGCAAAAGAAGGCAAUCCUCGAUGGGAGUCGGAAUGGGAGUUGCCAUGAUGAUGCAACAGGCUGGAGCACUUGUGGGAGCAGCUCCUCCACCACCAGAGGCUGCAGAGAUUCAGUCGCAAAUUCGGAAAGCCAAGGCGGAAGGACGCACUGUCACUAUGGUCAAUGGUGCGUUGUACUUUGACUACCAACUGGUUGCUCGUAUUCCUCCACACUACGACAUUCGGCUAUAA
Messenger RNA from Caenorhabditis remanei, 321 nucleotides. RefSeq lists its product as uncharacterized. The coding region runs from base 1 to 321 and encodes 106 amino acids. The transcript is spliced from 3 exons. Lineage: Eukaryota; Metazoa; Nematoda; Chromadorea; Rhabditida; Rhabditidae. The record is from RefSeq and is a predicted model, not a curated record.